Molecule: messenger RNA, 951 nt
Organism: Akanthomyces muscarius
Lineage: Eukaryota; Fungi; Ascomycota; Sordariomycetes; Hypocreales; Cordycipitaceae
Exons: 1
Coding region: 1-951 (316 amino acids)
Biological process (GO): glucan catabolic process
Molecular function (GO): hydrolase activity, hydrolyzing O-glycosyl compounds
Source: RefSeq, a predicted model, not a curated record
AUGGUUCGCUCAACAAUUCUCACGACCCUCGCCGUCACGCUUCUCGGCCAGGUCGCCCAGGCCACCUACGGCAUCGACACGGUCUACGAUGCCUCCAACUUUUUUCAAGAAUUCACCCACUUCAACCAGCCCGACCCGACCCAAGGCUUCGUCGAGUUUGUCGACCAGCCAACAGCCCAGGCUGCUGGCCUGAGUGGAAUUCGCAACGGUUCCAUCUACAUGGGCGUCGACUCUACCACCCAUAACCCUCCCAAUGGCCGUCGUUCCAUCCGCGUCGAAUCCCAAAAGACCUUUACCAAAGGCCUCUUCAUUGCCGACAUUGCCCACAUGCCUUCCAACACCUGCGGUGUCUGGCCUGCCUUUUGGAUGUUUGGUCCCAACUGGCCGACCUCUGGCGAAAUCGACAUUAUCGAGGGUGUCAACACGCAAACCAAAAACUCGAUUACUCUCCACACGCAAAACAAAUGCCAAAUGUCUGGAUUCGGAGCCAUGGCCAACUCAUUUGUCGUCGGCGACGAAUGCAACACCCAGGACGGCUGUGGCCAGCAGACCGGCGACAACCAAAACUACGGUGACGGUUUCAAUGCUAUUGGUGGCGGCGUCUAUGCCAUGGAGUGGACUGACUGGCGCAUUUCCGUCUGGUUCUUCCCCCGCUCCAAGAUUCCCGCCGACAUCAUCAGCGGCAGCCCUCAGCCCCUCAGCUGGGGUAACCCAAGCGGCAGCUUCUCCUCUGGCCUGACCUGCGACAUUGCGUCGGCCUUUAAGGACCACAAGAUUGUAUUCGACACGACCUUUUGCGGUGUCUGGGCCGGCAAAGUCUGGGACUCCAACAGCGAGUGCUCGGCCCACGGCCCUUCCUGCAAGGACUACGUCGCUGCCAACCCGCAAGACUUUGCUGAAGCCUACUGGAACAUCAACAGCCUCAAGGUUUACAAGGCUCAGUUUCUCUAG